Messenger RNA from Myiozetetes cayanensis, 428 nucleotides. RefSeq names its product feather keratin 4-like. Bases 1 to 336 code for a protein of 111 amino acids. The transcript has a single exon. The record is from RefSeq and is a predicted model, not a curated record. Gene Ontology annotation, cellular component: intermediate filament. Lineage: Eukaryota; Metazoa; Chordata; Aves; Passeriformes; Tyrannidae. Gene Ontology annotation, molecular function: structural constituent of cytoskeleton.
AUGGCCUGCUACGACCUCUGCCGCCCCUGCGCACCCACCCCGCUGGCCAACAGCUGCAACCAGCCCUGUGUCACCCAGUGCCAGGACUCCACCGUCCUCAUCCAGCCCUCCCCCGUGCUCGUCACCCUGCCAGGGCCCAUCAUGACCUCCUUCCCCCAGAGCUCCGCCGUCGGAUCCAGCGCAGGGGCUGCCCUGGGCACGGAGCUCAAUGCCCAGGGACAGCCCAUCUCCGGCGCCUUUGGGGCCUUUGGCUACGGCCUCGGCUCUGCCCGUGCCUUUGGCUACGGCCUGGGAGGCCUGGGCUGCUACGGCACCAGGGGCUGCUCCACCUGCUGAGCCCCCAAACAACUGCGCCAACACCAGGAGCUCGGGGCUCUGCCAACACCUCCUGCAAGCAAAGCACCUCAGCUGACCAUCACCAUACUGGC